This is a messenger RNA of Thamnophis elegans (Western terrestrial garter snake), 1595 nucleotides long. RefSeq names its product nuclear receptor subfamily 2 group F member 6 (gene NR2F6). Gene Ontology annotation, molecular function: zinc ion binding; nuclear receptor activity; RNA polymerase II cis-regulatory region sequence-specific DNA binding. Gene Ontology annotation, biological process: cell differentiation; anatomical structure development; negative regulation of transcription by RNA polymerase II. The transcript has 4 exons. The record is from RefSeq and is a predicted model, not a curated record. The coding region runs from base 232 to 1428 and encodes 398 amino acids. Lineage: Eukaryota; Metazoa; Chordata; Lepidosauria; Squamata; Natricidae.
GGGGGCGGCGCCGGGGGCGGCGCCGGGGCUGGUCCGGCCAACUUCGGCAGGGGCCGCGGCCGACCGACGCCCCUAGCCGCCCCGGCCCAACUUUGCCUCGCCGCCCCGGCCGGGACCCCUCGGCCCGCGACCCACGGAGAGCCCGUCCGGCGCGGCAGCAGCAGCAGCAGCAGGCCGGCCGCAGAGCCCCCCCGCGCACCCCCGGCCCCGCUCCGCCGCGCCCCGGCCGCUAUGGCCAUGGUGACCGGGGGCUGGGGCGAGGCGGCGGGCGGCGGCGGCGGCGGCGGGGAGAGCAACGGGCUGGAGAAGGGCUACCCGCGGCCCGCAGAGGACGACUCGGCCUCCCCGCCCGGCGACCCGGAGCGCGGCGGGGGCGGCGGCGGCGGGGGCGCGGAGGAGGAGAAGGCGGGGGCGGCGGCGGUGGACUGCGUGGUCUGCGGGGACAAGUCGAGCGGGAAGCACUACGGCGUCUUCACCUGCGAGGGCUGCAAGAGCUUCUUCAAGCGCAGCAUCCGCCGCAACCUCAGCUACACCUGCAGGUCCAACCGGGACUGCCAGAUCGACCAGCAUCACCGCAACCAAUGCCAAUAUUGCCGGCUGAAGAAGUGUUUCCGCGUCGGCAUGAGGAAGGAAGCCGUCCAGAGGGGCCGCAUCCCCCCCAGCCACGCCAGCCCCAACAUGGUGCAGAGCGGGGACUUCUACAACGGGCAGCCCGUCUCGGAGCUGAUCUCGCAGCUACUGCGGGCCGAGCCGUACCCCAGCGCCCGCUUCAGCUCCCAGUACGCCCAGCAGGGCAGCGUGAUGGGCAUCGACAACAUCUGUGAGCUGGCGGCCCGGCUGCUCUUCAGCACGGUGGAGUGGGCGCGCAACAUCCCCUUCUUCCCGGAGCUGCCCGUCUCGGACCAGGUGGCGCUGCUGCGGCUCAGCUGGAGCGAACUCUUCGUGCUCAACGCCGCCCAGUCCGCGCUGCCCCUCCACAUGGCGCCCCUGCUGGCCGCCGCCGGCUUCCACGCGGCCCCCAUGUCCGCCGACCGGGUGGUCUCCUUCAUGGACCAGAUCCGCAUCUUCCAGGACCAGGUGGAGAAGCUGAGCCGGCUCCAGGUGGACUCGGCCGAGUUCAGCUGCCUCAAGGCCAUCGCCCUCUUCACGCCAGACGCCUGCGGCCUGUCGGACCCGGCCCACGUGGAGAGCCUGCAGGAGAAGGCCCAGGUGGCGCUGACGGAGUACGUCCGCUCCCAGUACCCCUCGCAGCCCCAGCGCUUCGGCCGGCUGCUCCUGCGGCUGCCCGCUUUGCGGGCCGUGCCGGCCUCCCUCAUCUCGCAGCUCUUCUUCAUGCGCCUGGUGGGGAAGACGCCCAUCGAGACCCUCAUCCGGGACAUGCUGCUCUCCGGCAGCUCCUUCAACUGGCCCUACGGGACGGGGCAGUGAGCCCGGACAGGCGGAGGGACGCUGCCCCCCUCUCCCACAGCACGGACGUCCGUCAGCAGCCACCCCUCCCUCCGGCCCCCACCGAGACUUUGGAGGGGGGCCCUUGGGCUUCCGUGGGACCCCUUUGGGAGGGGCGAGGAUGGAAGCCCCCCCCCCAUGGCUGAGGA